This is a messenger RNA of Cucurbita pepo subsp. pepo (vegetable marrow), 904 nucleotides long. It is a transcript of the gene CCOAOMT1, whose product is annotated as S-adenosyl-L-methionine-dependent methyltransferases superfamily protein. The record is from RefSeq and is a predicted model, not a curated record. Gene Ontology annotation, molecular function: S-adenosylmethionine-dependent methyltransferase activity; O-methyltransferase activity. Lineage: Eukaryota; Viridiplantae; Streptophyta; Magnoliopsida; Cucurbitales; Cucurbitaceae.
ACCGGAGCUCAUCGGAAUUUCAAAGGAAAAAAAGGGGGAAAAAACCAGAAGAAAGUUCGAUAAUCUCCGGCAAUGGCUUCCACUACCGUCGCACAAGAAGAUCAGAACCAAGCCGGAAGGCACCAGGAAGUCGGCCACAAGAGCCUCUUACAGAGCGAUGCUCUGUAUCAGUAUAUUCUCGAGACGAGCGUUUAUCCGAGAGAGCCAGAACCGAUGAAGGAAUUAAGAGAAUUGACUGCCAAACAUCCAUGGAACAUCAUGACGACAUCGGCCGACGAAGGACAGUUCUUAAACAUGCUUUUGAAGCUAAUCAAUGCAAAGAAGACGAUGGAGAUUGGAGUUUACACCGGCUAUUCUCUCCUAGCUACAGCUCUAGCUCUUCCUGAAGAUGGACAGAUUCUGGCUAUGGAUAUUAACAAAGAAAAUUAUGAGCUCGGUUUGCCGGUGAUUGAGAAAGCGGGCGUUGCUCACAAGAUCGAGUUUAAGGAAGGCCCUGCUCUCCCUGUUCUUGACGAGAUGGUAGCGGAUAAGAAGAAUCAUGGAAGUUACGACUUCAUUUUUGUGGACGCUGAUAAGGAUAACUACAUCAAUUACCAUAAGAGGUUGAUCGAUUUGGUUAAAGUUGGAGGAGUAAUUGGGUACGACAACACUCUAUGGAACGGGUCUGUUGUGGCCCCACCUGAUGCACCAAUGCGCAAGUACGUUAGGUAUUAUAGGGACUUCGUGCUGGAGCUCAAUAAGGCUCUUGCUGCUGACCCUAGGAUUGAGAUCUGUAUGCUCCCGGUUGGUGAUGGAAUUACUAUCUGCCGUCGGAUCAACUGAACAUUUUAAAAUUUCUUGCAUUACCAUUUAAAACAGUACUUUGGUUGCUCGAAAUGAAUGUCUUCCUUGAAUUUGCUCGAUU